Molecule: messenger RNA, 5033 nt
Organism: Molossus molossus (Pallas's mastiff bat)
Lineage: Eukaryota; Metazoa; Chordata; Mammalia; Chiroptera; Molossidae
Gene: NOS1
Product: nitric oxide synthase 1
Exons: 29
Coding region: 721-5004 (1427 amino acids)
Biological process (GO): nitric oxide biosynthetic process
Molecular function (GO): calmodulin binding; nitric-oxide synthase activity; heme binding
Source: RefSeq, a predicted model, not a curated record
AUAAAAGAUGUAUGCUUUGGAGCCCAGAGCCGCUCUUUUAAUGAGGGUUGCGACGUCUCCCUCCCCACACCCAUAAACCAGGCGGGUUGGACGUCACCGCUAAUUCGUUUCAGUGAUGAUAGGAUAAAGGAGGGACAUUAAGAAAUAAAUUCCCCCUCAUGACCCUCCCUGAGCUCACGGCUCAGUCCCUACAUAUUUAUGCCACGUUUCCAGACGCUGGGCUAGGAGCUACUUAGUGCUGCCGCUCCUCCGAGGGGCGGCCAGGCGGCAGGCAGCGCCGGCCGGACCGGCUCAGGAAGCCCCAGUCCUCUCAUCUGCGUCGCACAGGCCGGCGAUGCCCAGAGGAUAGUCCACACGAGCGUACGUCACCUCUAGACGUCGCCUCUAGACACAUCCACCAGAUCCUCCUCCUCCCAGUCCGCCUGACCCGCUGCGCAGGUACACUUCCCACCACUCCUGACGUCUGCCUGAUCAGCCCUCACUUCCUAAGAGAACAAGGAAGGGGCAGAUGCGUGACAUCAUGCCACCGACAGCCAAACAGCAAUGAGUGGGUGAUACCGCGUUGACGUCCAAGACAGACAAGCCCAAGAGACUCUGCCACAGCCCUGGCAGCACCAGCCCCAGCUCCUUCGUGGCACAGCCGGAAGCUGGGCUCCUCCUGGUGAAGUCACCUUGGCUCGACACACUCUGAGGUCUUCAGACCCUCGGACGCUGGACACCAUGGAGAAUCACAUGUUCAGUGUUCAGCAGAUCCAACCCAACGUGAUUUCUGUCCGCCUCUUCAAGCGCAAAGUGGGGGGCCUGGGGUUCCUGGUGAAGGAGCGGGUGACCAAGCCCCCCGUGAUCAUCUCUGACCUGAUUCGAGGGGGUGCCGCAGAGCAGAGUGGCCUCAUCCAAGCCGGAGACAUCAUUCUUGCGGUCAAUGGCCAGCCGCUGGUGGACCUGAGCUACAGCAGCGCCCUGGAGGUGCUCAGGGGCAUUGCCUCUGAGACCCACGUGGUCCUCAUUCUGAGGGGCCCCGAGGGCUUCACCACGCACCUGGAGACCACCUUUACUGGGGACGGGACUCCCAAGACCAUCCGGGUGACACGGCCCCUGGGUCCUCCCACCUCGGUCGUCGAUCUGUCUCAUCAGUCCUCAGCCUGCAAAGAGCAGCCGCUGGCGGUGGAUGGGGCCACAGGUCCUGGCAACGGACCACAGCAUGCCCUCGACAACGGACAGGAAGCUGGUUCGCCGACCCACACCAACGGCCUGGCUCCUGCCGAGAAAAAUGCUGGGGCCGCCCUCCAGGGCAGUGGGGAGCACAGUGAGCUGCUCAAGGAGAUAGAGCCUGUGCUGAACCUCCUCACCACUGGUGACAGAGGGGUCAAUGGAGGGGGACCCGUCAAGGUGGAGACAAAAGACGCAGAAGUACAGGUGGACAGAGAUUUGGACAGCAAGUCACACAAACCUCUGCCCCUGGGCGUGGAGAAUGACCGAGUCUUCAAUGAGCUGUGGGGCGAGGGCAACAUGCCUGUGGUCCUCAACAACCCGUAUUCGGAGAAGGAGCAGCCUCCUGCCUCGGGGAAACAGUCCCCCACAAAGAACGGCAGCCCCUCCAAGUGCCCCCGCUUCCUCAAGGUCAAGAACUGGGAGACCGAUGUGGUUCUCACGGACACCCUCCACCUUAAGAGUACGUUGGAAACCGGAUGCAGCGCACACAUCUGCAUGGGCUCCAUCAUGCAAGCUUCUCAGCAAAUACGAAGGCCGGAAGACGUCCGCACAAAAGAACAGCUCUUCCCUCUCGCCAAAGAGUUUAUUGAUCAGUACUAUUCGUCAAUUAAAAGAUCUGGCUCCAAAGCCCACAUGGAAAGGCUGGAAGAGGUGAACAAAGAAAUUGAAACCACCAGCACCUACCAGCUCAAAGACACGGAGCUCAUCUACGGGGCCAAGCACGCCUGGAGGAACGCCUCCCGCUGCGUCGGCAGGAUCCAGUGGUCCAAGCUGCAGGUGUUCGAUGCCCGAGACUGCACCACGGCUCAUGGGAUGUUCAACUACAUUUGCAACCAUAUCAAGUAUGCCACCAACAAAGGGAACCUCAGGUCUGCCAUCACCAUAUUUCCCCAGAGGGUCGACAGCAAGCACGACUUCCGAGUCUGGAACUCCCAGCUCAUCCGCUAUGCCGGCUACAAGCAGCCCGACGGCUCCAUCCUGGGGGAUCCGGCCAACGUGGAGUUCACACAGAUCUGCGUGCAGCAGGGCUGGAAACCCCCGCGAGGGCGCUUCGACGUCCUGCCACUGCUCCUGCAGGCCAGCGGCAACGACCCCGAGCUCUUCCAGAUCCCGCCAGAGCUGGUGUUGGAAGUGCCCAUCAGGCACCCCAAGUUUGAAUGGUUCAAGGACCUGGGGCUGAAGUGGUAUGGCCUCCCUGCUGUGUCCAACAUGCUCCUGGAGAUUGGCGGCCUAGAGUUCAGCGCCUGUCCCUUCAGCGGCUGGUACAUGGGCACGGAGAUUGGCGUCCGCGACUACUGUGACAACUCUCGGUACAACAUCCUGGAGGAAGUGGGCAAGAAGAUGAACUUGGACAUGAGGAAGACGUCCUCCCUGUGGAAGGACCAGGCGUUGGUGGAGAUCAACAUUGCAGUUCUGUAUAGCUUUCAGAGUGACAAAGUGACCAUCGUCGACCACCACUCAGCCACCGAGUCCUUCAUCAAACACAUGGAGAAUGAAUACCGCUGCCGGGGGGGCUGUCCCGCGGACUGGGUGUGGAUUGUGCCCCCCAUGUCUGGCAGCAUCACUCCCGUCUUCCACCAGGAGAUGCUCAACUACAGGCUCACCCCCUCCUUCGAAUACCAGCCUGACCCUUGGAACACCCACGUCUGGAAGGGCACCAACGGGACCCCCACAAAGCGAAGAGCCAUUGGCUUCAAGAAGCUGGCAGAAGCCGUCAAGUUCUCAGCCAAGCUGAUGGGGCAGGCAAUGGCCAAGAGGGUCAAGGCGACCAUCCUGUAUGCCACAGAGACAGGCAAAUCGCAGGCCUAUGCCAAAACCUUGUGUGAGAUCUUCAAGCACGCUUUUGAUGCCAAGGUGAUGUCCAUGGAAGAAUAUGACAUCGUGCACCUGGAACAUGAAACUCUGGUCCUGGUGGUCACCAGCACCUUUGGCAACGGAGACCCCCCUGAAAACGGGGAGAAAUUCGGCUGUGCUUUGAUGGAAAUGAGGCACCCCAACUCUGUGCACGAGGAAAGGAAGAGCUACAAGGUCAGGUUCAAUAGUGUUUCCUCCUGUUCUGACUCCCAAAAAUCAGCAGGCGAUGGGCGGGACCUCAGAGACAACUUCGAGAGCGCCGGCCCCCUGGCCAACGUGAGGUUCUCCGUGUUUGGCCUGGGCUCACGGGCAUACCCUCACUUCUGUGCCUUUGGACACGCCGUGGACACCCUCCUGGAAGAGCUGGGAGGAGAGAGGAUCCUGAAGAUGAGGGAGGGGGAUGAGCUCUGUGGGCAGGAGGAAGCUUUCAGGACCUGGGCCAAGAAGGUCUUCAAGGAAGCCUGUGAUGUGUUCUGUGUGGGAGAUGACGUCAACAUUGAGAAGGCAAACAACUCCCUCAUCAGCAAUGACCGCAGCUGGAAGAGGAACAAGUUCCGUCUCACCUAUGUGGCCGAAGCUCCAGAACUUACACAAGGUCUCUCCAGCGUCCACAGAAAGCGGGUGUCGGCCGCUCGUCUCCUCAGCCGGCAGAACCUCCAGAGUCCUAAGUCCAGCCGGUCUACCAUCUUCGUGCGUCUCCACACCAAUGGGAAUCAGGAGCUGCAGUACCAGCCUGGGGACCACCUGGGCGUCUUCCCUGGCAACCACGAGGACCUCGUGAACGCCCUGAUCGAGCGCCUGGAGGACGCACCCCCCGUCAACCAGCUGGUGAAAGUGGAGCUGCUGGAAGAGCGGAGCACAGCUUUGGGAGUCAUCAGUAACUGGACAGAUGAGCACCGCCUCCCGCCCUGCACCAUCUUCCAGGCCUUCAAGUACUACCUGGACAUCACCACGCCGCCCACGCCACUGCAGCUGCAGCAGUUCGCCUCCUUGGCCACCAGCGAGAAAGAGAAGCAGCGUCUGCUCAUCCUCAGCAAGGGCUUACAGGAGUACGAGGAGUGGAAAUGGGGCAAGAACCCCACCAUCGUGGAGGUGCUGGAGGAGUUCCGGUCCGUCCAGAUGCCCGCCACCCUGCUCCUGACCCAGCUGUCCCUCCUGCAGCCUCGCUACUAUUCCAUCAGCUCCUCCCCAGACAUGUACCCCGACGAGGUGCACCUCACCGUGGCCGUCGUCUCCUACCGCACCCGAGACGGAGAAGGGCCGAUUCACCACGGCGUGUGCUCCUCCUGGCUCAACCGGAUACAGCGUGACGAAGCGGUCCCCUGCUUCGUGAGAGGAGCACCCAGCUUCCACCUGCCCCGGAACCCCCAAGUGCCCUGCAUCCUGGUGGGCCCGGGCACCGGCAUCGCCCCCUUCCGAAGCUUCUGGCAGCAACGACAGUUUGAUAUCCAACACAAAGGAAUGAGUCCCUGCCCCAUGAUCCUGGUCUUCGGGUGCCGGCAGUCCAAGAUAGACCACAUCUACCGGGAGGAGACCCUACAGGCCAGGAGCACGGGGGUCUUCAGAGAGCUGUACACGGCCUACUCCCGGGAGCCAGACAAACCAAAGAAGUACGUGCAGGACAUCCUGCAAGAGAAGCUGGCGGAACCGGUGUACCGAGCCCUGAAGGAGCAAGGCGGCCACAUUUACGUCUGCGGGGAUGUCACCAUGGCUGCGGACGUCCUCAAAGCCAUCCAGCGCAUCAUGAGCCAGCAGGGGAAACUCUCGGCGGAGGACGCCGGCGUGUUCAUCAGCCGGCUGAGGGAUGACAACCGCUACCAUGAGGAUAUUUUCGGCGUCACCCUGAGAACGUAUGAAGUGACCAACCGCCUUAGAUCCGAAUCCAUCGCCUUCAUCGAGGAGAGCAAAAAAGCCACUGACGAGGUUUUUAGCUCCUAACCGGACCCUCCUGCCUCCGCGGACGGCGG